This is a messenger RNA of Antechinus flavipes (yellow-footed antechinus), 1304 nucleotides long. RefSeq names its product biogenesis of ribosomes BRX1 (gene BRIX1). The transcript has 10 exons. Bases 60 to 1127 code for a protein of 355 amino acids. Gene Ontology annotation, molecular function: rRNA binding. Gene Ontology annotation, biological process: rRNA processing; ribosomal large subunit assembly. Gene Ontology annotation, cellular component: nucleolus. The record is from RefSeq and is a predicted model, not a curated record. NCBI's taxonomy places the organism in Eukaryota, Metazoa, Chordata, Mammalia, Dasyuromorphia, Dasyuridae.
CGGAAUAGGCAACUUGUAGUGUGCAGCGUGCACGCAGGAAAAGGAGGAUUCCGGGCAAGAUGGCGGCUGUCAAGAGGAAGCGGCAAGGAGGAGGGGGUCCUGAGGCUAAGAGGCCGAAGGGAAAAGGAAAAAAUGCCGGAGCACCCGCCAAACCGCUCCCUCCAGCCCCAAAGAAAACAGAGGAGGAGGAGGAGUAUCGCAUCCCGGGUCCUGUCUCCAAGGGUAAAUGGAAGAAUAAGGAGAGGGUUCUUAUCUUCUCAUCGAGGGGAAUAAAUUUCAGAACAAGACACUUAAUGCAAGAUUUAAGAACAUUGAUGCCACAUUCUAAAGCAGAUAACAAAAUGGACCGGAAAGACAAGUUGUUUGUAAUUAAUGAGGUCUGUGAAAUAAAGAACUGCAAUAAGUGCAUCUAUUUUGAAGCCAAGAAAAAACAAGAUCUCUAUAUGUGGCUUUCAAAUUCACCUCAAGGGCCAUCAGCUAAGUUUUUAGUUCAAAAUAUUCAUACUUUGGCAGAGUUAAAGAUGACUGGAAACUGUUUGAGAGGUUCACGGCCUCUUCUGUCUUUUGAUCCUACUUUUGAUGAAUCUCCGCAUUAUUCUUUGAUAAAAGAACUCCUUAUUCAGAUUUUUUGUACUCCACAAUACCAUCCCAAGAGCCAACCAUUUGUUGAUCAUGUGUUUACCUUCACCAUUAUGGAUAAUAGGAUCUGGUUUCGUAAUUAUCAGAUCAUAGAAGAAGAUGCUGCUCUUGUAGAAAUUGGACCUCGUUUUGUUUUAAAUCUCAUAAAGAUUUUCCAAGGCAGUUUUGGAGGACCAACCUUAUAUGAAAAUCCACACUACCAGUCACCAAAUAUGCAUCGGCGUAUAGUGAGAAUGGCCACAGCUGCAAAAUACAAGGAAAGACAACAAGUCAAAGAUGUACAGAGGCUCAAGAAGAAAGAAGAAAGAACUGUUAUUCCAGAAGAUCCUACUGAUGAUGUCUUUAAGACACCAGCUGAAGAAAAGCCAGUGGAAAUACUGUAUGUGAAACCAGAACCCAAAGUCAGUUUGAAAAAAAGAAAGAAAAAGAUAUACAAAAGACAAAGAAAAAUGAUGCAGAAAGCUUUGAAGACUAAGAAAGCAGAGUGAAUCAGUGGAAAACAAAUGUUUUCCAUUGUUUUGUAUUUAUUUUGCAUUCAUUAUGUAAAUACGUUUUUUAUCAGGACUUUGAUACUUUUGUAGUAGACUGAUGAACAAAUAUAGGGCUAAAAGUGUUUCAUGGAAGAUUUUGUUCAUCUCACUUUUACAAUAAAAAGUGGACAAGAA